AUGCUGAAAGACUUUAUAUCACCUUUUGAUGCCACUGUUGUCAAAAUCCUUCAGGACAGCGGCGCAGAUAUCAUUGGAAAGACUAAUUGCGACGAAUUUGGAAUGGGCUCUCUCAACAUUCACUCUACUCAUGGGCCAGUAAAAAAUCCUGUGGGUCUCUACCAAGUCAACGGUCUCGUAGAAGAAAGGUCUGCGGGUGGAAGUUCUGGAGGGAGUGCCGCUGCAGUCGCCGCAGGAAUAUGUAAAGCAGCUUUAGGAACUGACACUGGAGGAUCCGUUCGGCUCCCUGCUUCGUACUGUGGCAUUGUUGGCCUCAAACCUUCCUACGGGCUCGUCAGCAGGUGGGGUGUGAUCUCUUAUGCGGAUAGUCUUGACUGUGUGGGUGUUUUGGCAACCGAUGUUCAAACUACCAAACAAGUAUUCGAUCAAAUUGCGUUAUACGAUGAACUAGACCCAACAUCCGCACCCAAUGAAAUUCGAGCAAAAGCAUUCAAACAUAUUGAAGAAAGAACGGUGCAUAAGGAAGGUGCAGUUGGCAUUUUGAAAGGGCUUCGGGUUGGUAUACCACAAGAAUAUUUUCCUUCAGAAAUGUCACCUUCAAUCAUCCAACAUGUUCGUCGAGUGAUCUCAAAGUUGAAGGAACACGGCGCCGAAGUGAUAUCAGUAUCACUUCCAUCGACAUCCUAUGCCCUCAGCUCGUACUAUGUACUAGCUACCGCCGAAGCCAGUAGCAACCUGGCACGCUAUGAUGGUGUUCAAUAUGGAUCAUACGUCAAACCUCCCCCAGGAACAGAACUCACCAAAACGUCUAAAAUAUAUGCACAUACCCGAACAACCAAUUUUGGGAAAGAGGUCCAAAAACGUAUCUUACUUGGCACUUAUGCGCUUUCUGCUGAGUACGCACAGAGAAUACGUCAAUUAAUCUGCGAUGAUUUCAAUGGCGUCUUUGCCAUCCCAAACUAUUUCUCUGACCUGAUUGAACGACAACAAGAACUUAAUGGCCAAUGUGUCGACGUUCUUAUCCACCCCUCAGCCAUCCGCACUGCUCCCCUCCUUUCCGAGGCUAAAACGACCGGGCCUAACUUAGACACAUAUCUUCAAGACGUUCUUACAGUUCCCGCUUCUUUGAGUGGUUUACCGGCCUUAUCCAUUCCCGUCAAUAUAGACAAUGAUGAACACACAAAGCUUCAAAAUGAAAUACGAUGGCCUAUUGGAAUCAGCAUCGUUGGCCAGUGGGGUACUGAUCAACUAGUCUUGUCAGUGGGAGCAGCUAUGGAAGCACUACAACACUAA
Molecule: messenger RNA, 1293 nt
Organism: Psilocybe cubensis
Lineage: Eukaryota; Fungi; Basidiomycota; Agaricomycetes; Agaricales; Agrocybaceae
Exons: 9
Coding region: 1-1293 (430 amino acids)
Biological process (GO): mitochondrial translation; glutaminyl-tRNAGln biosynthesis via transamidation
Cellular component (GO): glutamyl-tRNA(Gln) amidotransferase complex; mitochondrion
Molecular function (GO): glutaminyl-tRNA synthase (glutamine-hydrolyzing) activity
Source: RefSeq, a predicted model, not a curated record